AUGUCUCAUGUGACUUUUAUCCUGUCUCACAUUCUACGCUCUAUCUUUUUUUCUCAUGUCCUAUUCUUCUCUGUCACUUUUAUCCGAUCCCACAUUCUUCGCACUUUUUUCUCAUAUCCUAUUCUUGACUGCCUCUUUUACCCCAUCCCACAUUCUUCACUGUGUCUUUUUCCUCAUAUCCUAUUCAUCAUUGUCUCUUUUACCCCGUCCCACAUUAUCGCUCUUUCUUCUCAUAUCCUAUUCUUGACUGCCUCUUUUACCCCAUCCCACAUUCUUCACUGUGUCUUUUUCCUCAUAUCCUAUUCUUCAUUGUCUCUUUUACCCCGUCCCACAUUAUCGAUCUUUUCUUCUCAUAUCCUAUUCUUGACUGCCUCUUUUACCCCAUCCCACAUUCUUCACUGUGUCUUUUUCCUUAUAUCCUAUUCUUCAUUGUCUCUUUUACCCCGUCCCACAUUAUCGUCUUUCUUCUCAUAUCAUAUUCUUGACUGCCUCUUUUACCCCAUCCCACAUUCUUCACUGUGUCUUUUUUCCUUAUAUCCUAUUCAUCAUUGUCUCUUUUACCCCGUCCCACAUUUUCGCUCUUUUUCUCAUAUCCUAUUCUUGACUGCCUCUUUUACCCCAUCCUAUAUUCUUCAUUGUGUCUUUUUCCUCAUAUCCUAUUCAUCAUUGUCUCUUUUACCCCGUCUCACAUUUUCCUCUUUCUUCGUAUAUUCUAUUCUUGACUGCCCUCUUUUACCCCAUCCCAUAUUCUUCACUGUGUCUUUUUCCUCAUAUCCUAUUCAUCAUUGUCUCUUUUACCCCGUCUCACAUUUUCACUCUUUCUUCGUAUAUUCUAUUCUUGACUGCCUCUUUUACCCCAUCCCAUAUUCUUCACUGUGUCUUUUUUCCUCAUAUCCUAUUCAUCAUUGUCUCUUUUACCCCUGUCUCACAUUUUCACUCUUUUCUUCGUAUAUUCUAUUCUUGACUGCCUCUUUUACCCCAUCCCAUAUUCUUCACUGUGUGUCUUUUUUCCUCAUAUCCUAUUCAUCAUUGUCUCUUUUACCCCGUCUCACAUUUUCACUCUUUCUUCGUAUAUUCUAUUCUUGA
Molecule: messenger RNA, 1086 nt
Organism: Acanthosepion pharaonis
Lineage: Eukaryota; Metazoa; Mollusca; Cephalopoda; Sepiida; Sepiidae
Source: the annotation of a GenBank genome assembly